AUGUCUUUUCUUGUAAGUAAACCAGAGCGAAUUAGGCGGUGGGUGUCGGAAAAGUUCAUUGUUGAGGGCUUAAGAGAUUUGGAACUAUUUGGAGAGCAGCCUCCGGGUGACACUCGGAGAAAAACCAAUGAGGCAAGCUCAGAGUCGAUAGCAUCCUUCUCCAAGCAGGAGAUCAUGAGUAGCUUUCUGCCGGAGGGAGGGUGCUAUGAGCUACUCACCAUUAUAGGCAAAGGGUUUGAGGACCUGAUGACAGUGAACCUAGCAAGGUACAAACCAACGGGAGAGUAUGUGACGGUACGAAGGAUUAACCUAGAAGCUUGUUCCAAUGAGAUGGUGACGUUCUUACAGGGGGAGCUUCAUGUGUCCAAACUCUUCAGUCAUCCCAAUAUCCUGCCCUAUCGAGCCACCUUUAUUGCAGACAAUGAGCUGUGGGUUGUCACGCCAUUCAUGGCAUACGGUUCUGCAAAGGAUCUCAUCUGUACUCACUUCAUGGAUGGCAUGAAUGAACUGGCCAUUGCUUACAUCCUGCAGGGGGUGCUCAAGGCUCUUGACUACAUCCACCACAUGGGAUACGUACACAGGAGUGUCAAAGCCAGCCACAUUCUGAUCUCCAUGGACGGGAAGGUCUACCUGUCUGGGUUACGCAGCAACCUCAGCAUGAUCAGCCACGGGCAGCGGCAGCGGGUGGUCCACGAUUUUCCCAAGUACAGUAUCAAGGUUCUGCCUUGGCUCAGCCCGGAGGUCCUCCAGCAGAAUCUGCAGGGUUAUGAUGCCAAGUCUGACAUCUACAGCGUGGGAAUCACAGCCUGUGAGCUGGCCAACGGCCACGUCCCCUUUAAGGAUAUGCCUGCCACCCAGAUGCUGCUGGAGAAGCUCAACGGCACAGUCCCCUGCCUGCUGGACACCAGCACCAUCCCCGCCGAGGAGCUGACCAUGAGCACCUCGCGCUCAGCGGCCAACUCUGGCCUGAGUGACAGCCUGGCCACCAGCACCCCCAGGACCUCCAACGGAGACUCGCUAUCGCACCCCUACCACCGCACCUUCUCCUCCCACUUCCACCACUUCGUGGAGCAGUGCCUUCAGCGCAACCCGGAUGUCAGACCAAGUGCCAGCACCCUCCUGAGCCAUUCUUUUUUCAAGCAGAUCAAGCGACGAGCCUCAGAGGCUUUGCCCGAGUUACUGCGGCCUGUCACCCCCAUCACCAGUUUUGAGGGCAGCCAGUCUCAGGGUCACAGUGGGAUCUUCGGCCUGGUAACCAACCUGGAAGAGCUGGAGGUGGACGACUGGGAGUUCUGA
Pipistrellus nathusii (Nathusius's pipistrelle) is the source of this 1296-nucleotide messenger RNA. Lineage: Eukaryota; Metazoa; Chordata; Mammalia; Chiroptera; Vespertilionidae. The record is from the annotation of a GenBank genome assembly.